Messenger RNA from Culex quinquefasciatus (southern house mosquito), 426 nucleotides. RefSeq lists its product as uncharacterized. Lineage: Eukaryota; Metazoa; Arthropoda; Insecta; Diptera; Culicidae. The record is from RefSeq and is a predicted model, not a curated record. The transcript has a single exon. The coding region runs from base 1 to 426 and encodes 141 amino acids.
AUGGCUCCAGUUUUCUUCUUCUGUAAAAACCUGAUCAGCGAGGACCAGCACGGGUUUAUGCCAUCGCGGUCAACAACGACGAAUCUACUCACGUUUACGACGUUCGUGACCGACAGCUUCACCGCCAGAUCGCAAACCGACGCGGUGUACACCGACCUGUCGGCAGCGUUCGACAAGCUGAAUCACGCUAUUGCGAUCGCAAAACUGGAAAGGAUGGGAAUCGGCGGGACUCUCCUCAGUUGGUUCCAGUCCUAUCUGGCCGACCGGAAAAUCAACGUCAAGAUUGGAGACUGCUUGUCGGCUGCCUUGAUGGCCUUUUCAGGUAUCGCACAGGAAGUCAUCUCGGACCACUCGUCUUCCUUCUAUACUACAACGACUGCAACCACUCCCUCUCUGGACCGCGUCUGUCCUACGCAGACGACAUGA